GAACAUUUAAACGCACUCCUCAAGAAAUGGAAGGAAAAUAGCUGUCUGGAAUAUUUCUCAGCACAAAUGGAAUCGCACCUUGAAAAAUCUGUCAUUCUUGAAGGGACCAACUCUAGACAACAAUUUGAGCAUUACAAAUUUCUCACAACAUGCAAGAAAGGAAAGGUUUCUCAAUUUACAACUCUUCCGAGUUUCUUCUUCCUUUCCGUCCCACCUUGA
Caenorhabditis elegans is the source of this 219-nucleotide messenger RNA. Lineage: Eukaryota; Metazoa; Nematoda; Chromadorea; Rhabditida; Rhabditidae. The record is from the annotation of a RefSeq genome assembly.